Molecule: messenger RNA, 1990 nt
Organism: Mytilus californianus (California mussel)
Lineage: Eukaryota; Metazoa; Mollusca; Bivalvia; Mytilida; Mytilidae
Product: hypoxanthine-guanine phosphoribosyltransferase-like
Exons: 8
Coding region: 81-752 (223 amino acids)
Biological process (GO): purine ribonucleoside salvage; guanine salvage; hypoxanthine metabolic process
Molecular function (GO): hypoxanthine phosphoribosyltransferase activity; magnesium ion binding
Source: RefSeq, a predicted model, not a curated record
CAAGUUUGUGCGUUAGAGAUAUCUCAAAAGGUUAAUAUUUGGAUCAUUAGAAAUUGCAGACCACGCUGAUUGUCGACAUUAUGCAGGAAUCCACCACAAAAGGAAAUUAUAUAAAGGUAGAAGAUGAUAAUCCUGGCUAUAAAAUGGAUUAUUUCUGUAUACCUAAACAUUAUGAAGAGGAUCUGAAAAGAGUUUUAGUCCCUGCAGGUCUUGUAGCCGAUAGAGUGGAGAGGUUAGCUAGGGACAUAGUACAAGAUUUCCAGGAGGAGCCAAUUGUUGCACUAUGUGUACUUAAAGGUGGAUAUAAAUUCUUCACUGAUCUUCUUGACAGGAUAAAACAGUUGAAUAGUCAUCGUAACAAAUCUGUGCCACUGGCUGUUGAUUUUAUUAGACUAAAAAGUUAUGUUGAUGAUCAAUCUUCAGGUCAGAUAGAAGUAAUUGGUGGAGAUAGCUUAGAAAAUCUAAAGGGGAAAAAUGUAUUAGUUGUAGAGGAUAUAAUUGACACAGGGAACACAAUGUUAAAAUUACUGUCCCUUCUGAAAGCUGUGGAACCUAAAACUAUUAAAGUAGCCAGUUUACUGGUCAAAAGAACACCAAAAAGUGUUGGCUACAGGCCUGAUUAUACUGGCUUUGAAAUACCAGAUAUUUUCAUAGUUGGCUACGCCUUAGAUUACAAUGAAUACUUCAGAGAUCUAAAUCAUAUUUGUGAAAUAAAUGAAGCUGGAAAAGUGAAAUAUGCCACCAAAAGCUAGUCCCAAAUGGAACAAAUGGAAUUCAUAUAUGAAGCAGUUUCAUGAUAUUAUAUUCAGAACAAAUGUUAGGUUGAACCAAGAAGAUUUGAUAUUACCAUGAAGUCGUUAUGAUUUUAUUUGUUGUUGUGAAUGAUAGUGAACAGAUUUGAAGAAUAACUUUUAUCUUUUAUUAACUAGCUAUAUAUGUGUUAUCAUUUAUUAACUAGCAUUAUAUGUCGGCAAUUAUUCUUUAUUAUUUUGACCAGUAGAUUGUCUUAUUAAAUAUAGGGACCAAAAAAGUAUCACUUUUCAUAGUUGUAUUUCUAAAUGUUACGAAAAUAUUUGAGGUUUAUACUUAUAUAUAUCUGUAUUUGCAUCUGUUUACAUCUGCUUCUUUCAAAGUUAAAUGUAGUUGUAUGAUUUAAGAUUUUUAAUAUCUUACCGGGGAUAUUGUACUUAUUUAAACACAAAUAUUAUGUGGUGCUACAAGAUAUAAUUAAUCUUUUAAAUUAAGCUUUAACAAAACAGAUGAUUUUGGUGCGAAUCAAUUUAGAUAUUAAACAUGCAUAAGCAUAAUGAGGUAUGAUAAAAAACAACAACAGAAGGAUAAAUUAAAAGCCUUAAUUUGCAUCACUUCCUCAGGCACAGCUUUGUAGGCAAAAAACCUGAAAUUGGUAAUAAUAUGAUAGUGAAAAGAAAAUUUGUUACAUCCUUUUGCAUUCUGGCAUGUUCGAGUCAAACGAUUUGUCUUAAUGGCUUAAAAUAAAUGAAACUGAAACAAACAAAAUAAAAUAUAGCUUUAGAUUCCAUUAUUUUUAAAUAUAUGUAUAAAGGUUAAAUGUUGAUGAGAUAACAUUAAAAAUUCCCUUAAAAAUCAAAUAUAAGGGGUCAAGUGAAAUACCUUUGCAAUGAGUUGUCACAGUAGAGAAGUUGAAUUUGAAUAACAAAAGAAAACUUUGUGCUUCAACAGUUGUUCACUUCUGACUUGUAAUUUCUUUUUAUUUUCAUUCACAUAUUUUCAAAGCAAAAUUUAGGCAUCUUAAUUAUUUUAUUAAUGAAAAUGUACUAGUUGGGCACAAAAUUUUCUCUGACUCCCAUAACUUAUUCCAAAAACCCUUGACAACAGUCUUUACUUUUGGAUCUUAAAAUUGCAAAACUCUGAAAAAUAUUCAGAUGUUUUGUGUGUUAUAGAUAUUAGUCUUCAACCUUUGAAACUUUUAUUUCUGUCCAUCCACCAAAUAAAAAUGUACUUUAAUUGA